UUAUUAUUUUUUUUUUUAUUUCUCCGUUAUCUUGUUGCUUUGCAAGGCACCAAUAACUAGAAUGAUACUGUUUGCUCAAAUUACCUUUGCUUAGUUCAUGCGCUCUGUAAUACUUGAAAAAAGGAGGCACCUUUAUAUUCACCGCCCUCAAUCUAUCUUUACCCAAUUAUUCGUAAGGAUGGAGGUAGAAACAAAAUAGAGGAGAGAGACAAAUAGAGAGAGAGAAAAAAAAAUGGGGAUGUUCAUGUUCUUGUGGUAAAGGAGGGGAUCUCCGAAAUUUCCAUUUCGCGUUGAAUUUCCACAUAGCUUUUUAGGCGACACGACGCGGAGGAGAAAAGGAGAAAGAGAAGGGGGGGGGGCAAGGUGGAGGAAAGAAAACAGAAAGGAGAAGAUAGAUCCCGUAGGAAACUUAAAAAGGCUUAAAAGCAAGCUAGGGUAGGCUAUUACUUUUCUUGAUUUUGUUUGUGUUUGUAAAAAGCUUGUUUUGAUUGUUUUGCCAACUCAUACAGUUGUUCCACUCUUGAAAAUGCGAAUUUGUCUAUAUUGAAGUGUUCUUAUCUUCUCCAAUACACACUAAUUUCGUUUUCUGCCUGGUGGGCUCAUAGGCUUGCAACACAAGUGUAAGUUUCACACACAUUUGUUGCUUUUUUCCCUCCCCAUAAAGUCAAGACCCCAGAUAAGAUUCAUUCGGGAUUUGGUUCUUCUCUAAUUCAAUUCAAUCUCACAAAACCAAAUCAAAUCGAAGUUGAAACUUUGAAACCUCUGCUUCUGUUUCCUUUGAAAAACAAAAAACCCAACCUAACUCAAAGGAAAAAAAAAAAAAAAAGUGAACAAAAGAAAAGAUUGUUUUUUUCGAUUUGGGUUUUUUGAGCUGGAGCCUCAUCAACAACACUGCAGAAUUCCACUCGGGAAAUGAGAGCCGGGCUAAGCACCAUCCAACAAACCCUAACGCCGGAGGCGGCGAGUGUUCUGAACCAUUCAAUCGCGGAGGCUGGCCGCCGCAAUCACGGCCAAACGACGCCGCUCCACGUGGCGGCGACGCUUCUGGCCUCACCCUCUGGCUUCCUGAGGCAAGCAUGCAUAAAAUCGCACCCGAACUCCUCUCACCCUCUUCAGUGCAGAGCACUGGAGCUAUGUUUCAGCGUUGCCCUGGAGCGAUUACCUACUUCGCAGAACACGAGCCCUUCCAUGGAACCUCCAAUCUCAAAUGCCUUGAUGGCUGCCCUGAAGCGCGCACAAGCUCACCAGCGCCGCGGUUACCCGGAGCAGCAGCAACAGCCUCUCCUCGCCGUGAAGGUUGAGCUCGAACACCUAAUCAUAUCAAUUCUGGAUGACCCCAGUGUUAGCAGGGUUAUGAGAGAAGCUAGCUUUUCUAGCCCCGCCGUUAAAGCCACCAUCGAACAGUCCCUGAAUUCGGUGCCUUCCACCGUUAAUUCCAAUUCCAUCGGAUUGGGAUUCCGGCCUGGUGCGGUGGCCGGAGCCACCGCACCAGGUAGGAAUUUGUAUCUGAACCCGAGGCUGCAGCAGGGGAGUGGAGGCCAAUUGGGACAGCAGAAGGGGGAGGAAGUGAAACGGGUGGUGGAUAUAUUGCUGAGGACCAAGAAGAGGAACCCGAUCUUGGUGUGUGACUCGGAGCCAGAGGCUGCGAUCAAAGAGGUGCUGAAGAAGAUUGAGAACAAGGAAUUAGGAGAUGGGGCUUUUAGCAAUGCUCACGUGAUUCAUUUGGAGAAGGAGCUUCCUUCGGAUAGGGCGCAGAUACCGACGAGGCUGAAAGAGUUGGGAGAUUUGAUUGAGACCCGGUUGGGAAAUUCGGGUUGUGGAGGUGUUUUCAUCAACUUGGGUGACUUGAAAUGGUUGGUAGAGCAGCCUGUUGGGUUUGGAGUUGGUGGUUUGGGUAACAUGCAGCAACUGACUCUUGCCGAGGUUGGGCGUGCUGCGGUUGCUGAGAUGGGUAGAUUGGUGGCCAAGUUUGGUGAGUGUGGUGUUGGCAGGCUUUGGUUGUUAGGCACUGCUACUUGUGAGACUUACUUGAGGUGUCAGGUUUAUCAUCCUUCCAUGGAAAAUGAUUGGGAUCUUCAGCCAGUGCCAAUUACCACCAGAACUCCUCUCCCUGCAAUGUUUCCAAGGCUUGGGACCAACGGCAUUCUUGGUACCUCACUUGAGUCUUUGUCCCCUUUAAAAACCCUGCCAACUACGACAAUCACUCCACUAAGGCGUGCCUCUGAGAACAUAGAUCCUGCUGGAGUAUCAACUUGUUGCCCACAAUGUAUGCAGAACUACGAGCAAGAAGUAGCAGAUAUGUUAAAAGAAACUGAGAAAUCGGAUACUGAAUUUAAAUCAGAGGCAGCUCGACCACCUCUCCCGCAGUGGUUGCAGAGUGCUAGAACUAAUAAUGAUAAUGCCAAAGUAAUGGAUCAAGCUCAGAGUAACAGCCAAGAAGUGAAUAUGAAGAGGAGGACUCAAGAAAUACAGAAGAAAUGGUAUGAUGCCUGCUUGAAUUUACAUCCUAAAUUUCAUCAGCAAAAUGGAAGCAGAGAGAGAAUUGCACCUACUCCUUUCUCAAUGGCGGGCCUAUACAGUGUGAGCAUGCUGGGGCACCAAUUUCAACCCAAAAUACCAAUGAAUAAAAACCUUGGAACCUCUCUGCAAUUGAGCUCAAAUCCAAUGCCUAUCCAGCCACCGGAACGGGAAAGUCCGGUAACAACGGAGCUAGUCCUUGGGCAAACAAAGCCAACUGAUACAGUUCCAGAAGAAACACACAGAGAACGGAUGACUGACUUUUUGGGUUGUCUGUCAUCCGAGUCACUAGACAAGUUUGAUGAACUAAAGAGCAAGAAGCUACUUGAUGCCGACUCUUUCAAGAAGCUCCUCAAAGGUUUGACAGAAAAGGUGUGGUGGCAGCAGGAUGCAGCAUCAGCAGUGGCUACCACGGUGACUCAAUGCAAAUUGGGCAAUGGUAAAAGACGUGCGAAGGGUAACACGUGGUUACUGUUCGUUGGUCCUGACAGAGUUGGCAAGAAGAAAAUGGCAGCAACUCUUUCUGAGCUAGUAUCGGGGUCCAAUCCAAUAAUAAUACCUGUUGCUCAACGGCGUUGUGGGGAUGGAGAUUCUGAUAUCCAUCAUCUCCGUGGCAAAACAGCACUUGAUCGAAUAGCAGAGGCCAUAAGAAGGAAUCCGCUUUCUGUCAUCGUGCUUGAGGAUAUUGAUGAAGCCAAUGCUCUUGUUCGCGGCAACUUAAAAAGAGCCAUGGAUCAAGGCAGGUUCCUGGAUUCUCACGGCCGAGAAAUCAGCCUCGGAAAUGUCAUGUUCAUCCUCACAGCAAAUUGGUUGCCAGAGGACCUUAGGUACCUCUCCAAUGGCACUCCACUGGAUGAAGAUAAGCUUGCAAAUUUAGCAACAGGAGGUUGGCAACUACGUCUAUCAGUGUCUAAGAGAGCAAUAACAAAACGCAGACCAAGUUGGUUAUCCGAUGAAGACAGGUCUUUGAAGCAAAGGAAGGAGGAGAUUAAUAAUUCAGGUUUAGGUUUAUCAUUUGAUCUUAAUGAAGCUGCUGCUACUGAUGCUGAUGCUGACGCAGAGGAUGACAGGGCUGAUGGGUCGCUCAAUUCCAGUGACUUCACCGUUGACCAUGAAGACAACAAUCACAUCCUCCGUGAUCGAAUACCACGCGACCUGUUGGAUUCUGUUGAUGAUGCUAUUGUCUUCAAGCCCUUGAAUUUUGAUCUUCUUCGCCGCAAUUUUGCUUCAUCCAUCGCCAAAAGGUUCUCCACCGUCGUUGGGAAUGGGAUCUCUAUUGAAGUACAAGAGGAGGCUCUUGAUAAGAUUACCAGUGGAGUGUGGUUAGGCCAAACCACAAUAGAUGAAUGGAUGGACAAAGCCUUGGUUCCCACAUUUCACCACCUGAACAAGAACUUCAAUUCAAGCACUCAUGACCAUGAAUCUCUGAUACUUGUUAGGCUUGAAGAUGACGGCCACUCCGAUCGCCGGAGCUCCCAAGAGUGGCUACCUGCUACUGUCAGAGUGGUGGCCGACGAAUAUUGAGACCGAAGUGAAGGGACAAACAGUGGUAAUUUCCGUUUUUGUUGCUGAUAGAAAUGUAAAUAGACCACUUUGUCGGGGAAAAGUCAAAGGCCAUGAAAAACCGUUAUAAGUGGAAGGGUCGGGGAUGUGUCAAAUUUUUUUUUCUUAGAAAAAAAUUAAUUAAUUUUUCAGUUAUAAACUUUAUAUUGUUUCUCUUUUUUUUGUAAGCAUAGCUAUAUUUAUUAAUUAAACGGAGAAUGAUUAUUAUAUCAAUAAAA
Molecule: messenger RNA, 4298 nt
Organism: Gastrolobium bilobum
Lineage: Eukaryota; Viridiplantae; Streptophyta; Magnoliopsida; Fabales; Fabaceae
Product: protein SUPPRESSOR OF MAX2 1-like
Exons: 3
Coding region: 913-4041 (1042 amino acids)
Molecular function (GO): ATP hydrolysis activity; ATP binding
Source: RefSeq, a predicted model, not a curated record